AUGAGUGCCAACAACUGUGGAAAGUUAGUUUCAAUAGCUGCAACAGAGUGGACUGCAUUGCGCGAUGUUUAUCGCCGAGACUGGCCCUUGAAUGUUUACAGUUACUAUGCAUUGGAAAACUACCUAAACUGGUUGCGCAAAGACCCUGAACUAUGCGAACGAGAAGUACGUAUUUGGAGCGUGGAUGAUAAUUGGCGGGAGCAUGGAAUUUACAUUUUACAGGAUCGCACGAACUUCGCACGUACAGUCAGAGCGGAUGUAUGUUCCCCGGAAUAUAUCACACUUUAUCAGUUGGUUUUAGAUUAUUUAGAUGCAUUACCUUAUACUGAGCUACUUUUUCGCGAUAAAACUUGUACAGCUGUUAAAAAGUAUAUCGAGCAGUUAGGGUAUACACCGAACCUAGAGGAAUGUUAUCCAGCAAGAUUAUAUCACCUGAGCAAGAAAGAUUGUCUCAAACUUGAAGUGAAACAAUGUUCAGAUUUCAUUAUACAACCACUCAAGUUGACAGAUGCCGAAGAAGUUAAUGACUUCUGGCCAUAUAAAGGACUCGGCACUCAAUAUAUCGUCGAACGCAACAUAAAAUACAAUCUCACUUUAGGUGCUUACCAUCACGACAGCGGGGAAUUGUGCGCUUGGGUAUUGUAUAGCGAACUGGGCACAAUAGCAUUUUUGUAUGUCAAAGCCCCUUAUCGGAGACGCGGUCUGGCUGAGGUUCUGGUAAGGCAAAUGUGCCGUGCAUUGGCCGGCCAAGAUCACGACGCUAUGGCUCACAUUGAGGACACAAAUGAGGCAUCGACCAAGCUUUUUACAAAGCUAGGAUUCCAAGCUAUUGAGUAUAAUUAUUGGUUUAUAAAAGCACAUUUUGCAAACACAACACAAGUUCAGCAGGCAGAGGUUUUGGUUGGGCAAACUAUGAAGCACGGUUAAGGGUCAAUUUGAAUAAAUAUUUUAGAGUAAA
This is a messenger RNA of Rhagoletis pomonella (apple maggot), 958 nucleotides long. RefSeq lists its product as uncharacterized. NCBI's taxonomy places the organism in Eukaryota, Metazoa, Arthropoda, Insecta, Diptera, Tephritidae. The transcript has 4 exons. Gene Ontology annotation, molecular function: acyltransferase activity, transferring groups other than amino-acyl groups. The record is from RefSeq and is a predicted model, not a curated record. The coding region runs from base 1 to 927 and encodes 308 amino acids.